This is a messenger RNA of Lasiosphaeria miniovina, 3248 nucleotides long. RefSeq lists its product as uncharacterized. Gene Ontology annotation, cellular component: chromatin. Gene Ontology annotation, molecular function: RNA polymerase II cis-regulatory region sequence-specific DNA binding; DNA-binding transcription factor activity, RNA polymerase II-specific. Gene Ontology annotation, biological process: regulation of transcription by RNA polymerase II. Lineage: Eukaryota; Fungi; Ascomycota; Sordariomycetes; Sordariales; Lasiosphaeriaceae. Bases 302 to 3031 code for a protein of 909 amino acids. The transcript has 5 exons. The record is from RefSeq and is a predicted model, not a curated record.
AUUCACGGGUCUGGGUGGCUUAAGCAUUCACGGGUCUGGUGGCUUAAGCAUUCACGGGUCUGGUGGCUUAAGUAUUCACGGCUACGGGACAUGGGCUGGUUACCCGAUCGCGUAGCAGACGGCCCAUGGAGAUGUCGGCCGAAGCGUUGGUGGAGUUGGAGUGGAUGCCGAUCGGCGGACGACAGCAGCGUGCAGAAGCAUGAGGGGUAGUUAGUCUUGGCCCCAGCGGCGGCCGUGUCUCGCCGUCUCGCACACACGCGGGCACACGGGCACACGGGCAACCUUGACAAUCACAUCCAGCAUGACCAGCCUCUUGUCUCCCGUGCCGCACACGCUAGACCACAUCGUCGUCAAGCCCAAGCGCUUCCAGUGCGCCCACUGCCAGCGCCUGUUUGCCCGCCUCGAACACCUGCAGCGCCAUGAGCGGACCCACACGCAAGAGCGCCCGUUUCUGUGCAGCCAGUGCGGCUCCAGGUUCACGCGGAGUGACCUGCUGAUCCGUCACGAGCGGCUCUCGCACGGCCGAGACGGAUCCGACCCGCGGACCCAGGCCACGCACCGCGCGUCCGUGUCGAUCGGAGACGGCGUCGCCAAGCGGCCCAGGAGGGCGCCCCGUGGCAGGAACGGGGGCGGCAGCGGAAGCGGGGGCGGGCUGCGGCGCCACCAGCCGUCGCCCCCCCGGGACCCCCUGACCCCCAGACACUCGCCCCAAACCCGGCAGCCGCUGGGUCUGGAGACUUCGAUCUUGGCGCUAGGAGAAUACCAGUCUGCCAUGCUGGCUGCCGACGACGCGGCUUUCGACGCGGUGCUGACCACAUCACCCCGGUUCGCCGCAUACCCCGCUUCGGCCGGGACCGGCGCCGGGGGGUUUGAUGAUGCUGAUGGCUUGGCAUUUGCGUCUGCACCUGCACCGGCUGGCGACGACGUGCUCGACAGCUUCACCGACUUCCUCGACAUGGGCGCCUUCUCGUCGUUCCACUUUGCGCCGUCCGAGCAGCCGCUGCCCCCUUUUUCGUUCGAGCCGUUUGGGGAUCUGCGCGGCGCCGGCGAUGGCGACAACAUGCCCGAAGAGCGUCUCUCCUCCAAUACCAGCCACGACACCAGCUCCUUCUCGCAGUUCGGCUCGCGCCUGCCAUCGGUGCAGCCCGACGACUCCGAGCCCACGCAGCCCGGCGAUCCCGAACCCGCGCAGCCCGACGACCCCGAACCCGCGCAGCACCACGAACACGAGCCAGAUCACACCCUCUCCCUCUCCCUCUCCCUCCCGUUCGCCGCCGUCCUCCCGCAGACCUUCACACUGCCCACGCGCCUCGCGCUGGCGCGCUACGUGCGCGCCUACGUCGACGGCUUCCACGACCACCUGCCGUUCCUGCACGUCGCGUCCAUGGCCGCUGGCGCUGUGGCGGCCGAGCUGCUGCUGGCCAUGGCCGCCGUCGGCGCGCAGUACUGCUUCGAGCAGGCCCGCGGCGUCGACCUGUUCCAUGCCGCGCGCGCCAUCGCCCUGGAGCGGAUCCGGCGGAGCGAUGCCCGCGCCGCGGACCCGGGGUAUGGCUGUCAAGGUGGUCUUGCUGUUCGUGGACCUGAGGGGAAUGUGACAGACAACAGCGCAGAGCCGGCUGGAGAUGGCGAUGCGGGUGGGACCGCCAGCCCUGAGCCAACAUCUGGCUGUCCCCGUGCCGCCAGCGGGCUGCCGUGCGCUGCAGCCAUCCCGGCCGACGACCUUAUGCAGUCGGCGCAGGCGCUGCUGCUGCUGAUGGCCAUGGCGACGUGGGGGAACGACGGGUCCAUCACGCGCGAGGCGGUGGCGCUGCAGAGCGUGCUGGCGAGCGUGGUGCGCGACGACGACGGGCUGGCCGCGUCGGAUUCUUCGGGGGCCGCGUCGGAUCCUUCGGGGGCCGCGUCCGAUUCCUCGGGGGCCGCUUCCGAUUCCUCGGGGGCACCGUGCUGCUGGGCCGGCUGGGCGCGGCGCGAGUCGGUGCUGCGCACCAAGCACAUCGUCUUCUGCUUCUUCAACCUGCACACCAUCGUAUACGACCUGCCGCCGCUGAUCCUCAACGCCGAGCUGCGCCUGCGCCUGCCGUGCGCCGCCGCCGCCUUCCGCGCCGACACCCCCGCCGAGUGGCGCGCUGCCACUGCCGUCACUCCUGGCCGCCCCCCGCUAUUCCACGACGCCCUACGCCGCCUGUUCCAGCUCACACCCGAAGCCGACGCGGCCGCCGCCCGCCCGUCUUCCCUCGGCAACUACGUGCUGAUCCACGCCAUCAUCCAGCACAUCUUCCUCGUACGUCAGACCGCCAGCAGCAGCUACCCCGGCUUUCUCGGCGCCACCCGCCGCCUGGCCGAGCUGCCGGCCGAGCACGCAGCACCACUGGAGCGGGCGCUGCGCAACUGGCAGCGCAGCUGGGAGCGCAGCCCCGAGUCGUCGCUGAGCCCGUCAAACACGCCACACGGGCCGGUCGCGUUCAACUCGACGGCCCUGCUGCGCCUCGCAUACGUGCGGCUGGCCAUGGACACGGGGCCGGGACGCGCGCUGGGGACGCGCGACCCGGCGGCCAUUGCGCGCGCGCUGCUCGCGCUGCCCCUCCCCCUACCAGCCACCCCGGGGACGGCGCCGCGGCUGCCGCGCGCGCUCCUGCACGCGGCGCACGCGCUCAGCAUUCCUGUCAAGAUCGGCGUGCGGCUUGUGGCGCGCGCGCAGACGUUCCUGUGGAGCAUCCAGCACGCGCUGUGCAGCCUCGAGUGCGCGCUACUGCUGAGCAAGUGGCUCGAGACCGUAUCCGUGGCGAGGACGGUGCUGGCGGCCGGCGAGCGGCGCGUGCUGGGGAUUGUCAGGACCAUGCUGGACGAGACCGAGUUUGCGGUGCCGUUGGGGUUGGGCGUCGAUGACCCGGAGACGGCGAGGCGGAUCAAUAGUGGCGUGCUGCGCGUGUGGGCAACGAUUUUUCGCGGCGCGCAGACCUGGGCGGUCGUCGAUGUCAUUGGCUGCGCGCUGCACUUGUAUGCUGACAUGGUGGAGGGGGCAGGCGUGUAGGUGUUGUUGUGUUAGGCGGGUGGCGAUAGCUUUGGGGUGGUAGCUUUGCGGUGGUGAUAGCUUUGGGGUAGUUCAAGUUCGGGCAGGGGCGAAAAGGGGCUGUGUUUGUUACUCCUGAACAGUCACUCAAAUUGAGUAUUUACAGACAACUAGAUCGUUGUCGUGGGUCGAAAAAGGGACCUUGCACACAACAGCGAACAUAGUGGACUGCCUGCUG